GAUGCAAUGUAUGGUUUUGUUGCUUCAGUACUUUCUUACAAGUGUUAAUCCCCGCCUUAAUAAACAACAACGGUGCAAUUGACGAGCAGACGCCGAACAAAGGAAAUCUUCAACACUUAUUUAACGAAUUGUAAUAACCGAGUUUGCUCAUCAAUUAUCCGCUUUAAUUCAAUUUUUUUAAAAGAAAGUCACAGUUCCUGUUUUUGAGCCCUUCCAGUAACUCAUCGUGACACCCGCAACAGUAGGCAGGGUGGCAGUUUUUUUUUCGCCAACAGGUGGCACAUGCGAUAACCGGUUAGUUCGCGAAAAUAACGAGAAGCUUAACCUUAAAAUGGCGUUCUCUUUUCUUCAAAUUCUUCUAGUAUCGCGAAUGACCUCGAACGGAAAUAAAUUGCUAGGUUUUUAACAGUUUUUAUUCAAGACUUAAUUUUCUGGAGGACAAUAUAAGCCCCUUGUUUUUGUCACUGAAACUUUGAAAUCACAACUUGCAGACUUUGGUCGGAGAAUGAGAGAAAUUCUAUGGGUCUUCGCACUUUUCACGUUUUUUAAGUUCUCAAAUGGCCAAGCGUAUGGAGGUUAUCAGUACAGGCCGCCGUCUUACCCUUAUUUAUACAAAAUGGCGCCCGUCUACAGCUGGUACCAACGGGAUGAAAAACCCGCACCUGCUGUUGAAAUGGAACCAAACUCUGAAGAAAUGACAGCAUUUGAAGUCCAGGGAUUAUUGUAUCACAACCUUCAUCGUGAAGUCCAUAACACUCCAGACCUUCACCUCGACCACAAGCUUAGCCUUGAGGCUGCCCGUUAUGCCAAAGAGAUUGCUCAACAUUUGGUAGUAAAGCAUGCUCCCAUUCAAACUCGACCAGGCCAGGCAGAGAACAUUUUUCUACGCUGUAAAGCAUUCAGCCAGGGAGCGUCUGCUUUUGAAGCAGUGAAAGAAUGGUACUCUACUGUUUGUCACUGGGAUUUUGAUAACCCUGUUCCUCUGAACGACAAAGGGAAACCAUUCAGUAGACUAGUUUGGCGGUCAACUCAGCAGUUGGGAAUUGGGAAAGCAACAUUUCCUGUGGACAACUUCAAUUGCACAGCCGUAGUGGCAAGAUAUAGUCCCUACGUAAACACGCAAAAUUAUGCGGAAAAUGUUCAAAAAGGGAAGUUUGUACCUACAGGCUGCCAGUAUGUGAAUAAUGUUGAGAACGAAGAUUUUAUUUUGCCUCCACAACCUGGAAAAGCUUGUCAAAGAAUUUCUGGAUUUAAAGGACAAAUGUUACAAGAAAGUUCUACAUGCACAAUUAAACAAUUAUUUGCAAUUUUCGGAGCUUCAGUUAGAAGAGGAAAGCAAGGAUUUAGUGUUGUUUUAUAAACAGGGCGUAGCA
This is a messenger RNA of Orbicella faveolata, 1373 nucleotides long. Its product is annotated as Golgi-associated plant pathogenesis-related protein 1-like. NCBI's taxonomy places the organism in Eukaryota, Metazoa, Cnidaria, Anthozoa, Scleractinia, Merulinidae. The record is from RefSeq and is a predicted model, not a curated record.